UUUUUUUUAAAUCUCAUUAUUGCUUCGUAAACUUUUGGUACCUGCUUAGGAAUGGGUACCUAAGGAGCAACACGCUUAUCCCCUUACCGAGGAUCCAAUUCGAAGGAGUUCACAUCCAUACCGGACCUGGUAGUUUAAUACUCACAAUACUGAGGUUGUGAGGGAAUACGUAUUCCCGUCUGAGUAAGCACCCACCCCCCAGAUACCUAGGUACUCAAGUUUCGGUAAGAGCUUAGCGUUCAUUGCCCCACCAUUGGCCGCAUGUAGCCGGGACAAUUCUUUGCUCCAGUCUACCGUACCGAGGAAAUACAUGCAAAUCACUAAUUGAACCUGCAACAAUAUGUACCUACUAAACUACUAAAUGCUAGGCUAUCCUUCUUUAUUACCUAAGUCGAUAGCUCUCCAAUUUCAAAUGUUCUUAACAACUUCUCUAUCUUAGCUACCUAGGUAUGUAGAUAUAUAUAUACCCCAUGUUUUUAUUCGAUAGCUUUUGACCUUCCCCCGCCAUAGACCCCACCGUCCUCUUAUAGACAGCCUGCGAUCGAGAAAAAGAUGUCUUCUGUUCAUCGUGGUCUUCGAUCUGCCUCCCGAUCACUGCGCUUACAUCCAGGAACCACCUUGCAAAAAACCGCUCCUCUAAGCCUUUCUUCACGGGCAGCGUCUGCGAAACUCGGAGCUUCUACGUUACUAUCACGCCCCGCCUACACCGUCCACUCCCUUUCCUCCUCCUUCUCUACCACCGCCACGCGCCAGUCUGCUCCUGCAAUGCCUCAAGAAGCAAGAGAAUACGACACUGAGAUUAGGGAUAUCGCUAGUUAUGUCACCAAACCGAUCCGGUCCGAAUUAGCUUUUGACACUGCGCGAUGGGUUUUCCUCGAUACCUUAGGAUGCGGACUCGAGGGUCUCCGUUUCAAGGAGUGUGCUAAGCUGCUCGGUCCCGUUGUCCCGGGUACUAUCGUUCCUAAUGGCACCAAGGUGCCCGGUACCGACUUUAUCCUCGACCCCGUAAACGGUGCCUUCAAUAUCGGUGCUAUGAUCCGAUGGCUCGAUUACAACGACUGUUGGUUAGCUGCCGAAUGGGGCCACCCGUCCGACAACUUGGGAGCUAUCCUGGCCGUCGCUGACUGGGUCAAUCGCACCAAUAAGGCGGGGGGUAACCUCGCCGGAGGCAAGACCUUUAACAUCAAGGAUGUUCUCGAGGGUAUGAUUAAAGCACACGAGAUCCAGGGCUGUCUGGCGCUACUUAAUUCCUACAACAAGGUUGGACUAGACCACGUUGUAUUGGUUAAGGUUGCCAGCGCAGCAGUCGUGUCUCAUAUGCUUGGGUUGAGCGAGAAACAGAUUGCCGAUGCUGUUACUCAGGCCUGGGUGGACGGCCAAAGUCUACGGACGUAUCGGCACUCCCCAAACACCAUGUCCCGAAAGUCAUGGGCCGCCGGCGACGCCUGCCAGAGAGCUGUGAACCUCGCCUUGAAGGUUAUGAAAGGCGAACCUGGUAUUCCCACCGUUUUGUCUGCGCCUGUGUGGGGUUUCUAUGAUGUUUUAUUCAAGGGCAACAAAUUUGAAUUCCAGCGUCCCUACGGCAGCUACGUGAUGGAGAAUGUUCUUUUUAAAGUCUCGUAUCCAGCCGAAUUCCAUUCGCAGACAGCCGUGGAGGCUUCCCAGAAGAUUCACAACAAGCUGAAAGAAUUGGGCAAGUCGGCAGCUGAUAUUAAGGGCAUUACGUGCAGAACGCAUGAGGCGUGCAUUCGAAUCAUUGAUAAGCAAUUUAAGCCUAUGGACAACUUUGCGGACCGCGACCACUGUAUCCAGUACAUGUGCUCGGUGAUGCUUGUGUUUGGACGUCUUGAAGCGACUGACUAUACAGACGGCGGCGAGGCGGCGACGUCGCCCUUAGUUGAGUCCCUCCGCAAGAAGAUUAAGUGUGUCGAGGACCCGCAAUUCACCAAGGAUUACCAUGACCCGGAAUUGCGAACCAUCUCCAAUGCGCUGACGGUGGAAUUAAACGACGGUACCGUCCUAGACGAAGUAGUUGUGGAAGCCCCGUUGGGACAUCGUCUAAGGAGAGACGAGGCCAAACCACAUAUAUUGGCCAAGUACAAGCGACACUUGGAACCACACUUCUCUGAGUCGCAAGUUAAGGAAUUGGUGGAGUUGGGUAUGGACGGUAAAAAGCUAGAGGCUACGGCGGUCGACGAGUACGUUGACAAGUAUGUGGUGAAGAACAGUCCUUUUAUCUAAAUAGAUUUGCAAUUUAUGUAUGUAGAUUAAGAUGGCGUUGGAAGCUAUUUGCAUGCCUACGUGUACCAUACAUAUAUAUAUAUCUACUUACAGAUAUGUUCUUACUUCCCGAUGUCUACAUGUGUACAUACCUAUAAUUAUGUAAGUUGCACAUACAUUAAAUAUAUUAUGUAGG
This is a messenger RNA of Hypoxylon trugodes, 2416 nucleotides long. Its product is annotated as 2-methylcitrate dehydratase. Lineage: Eukaryota; Fungi; Ascomycota; Sordariomycetes; Xylariales; Hypoxylaceae. Bases 553 to 2241 code for a protein of 562 amino acids. Gene Ontology annotation, molecular function: 2 iron, 2 sulfur cluster binding; 2-methylcitrate dehydratase activity. The transcript is spliced from 2 exons. Gene Ontology annotation, cellular component: mitochondrion. The record is from RefSeq and is a predicted model, not a curated record.